GUGUAGAGAGAGAAAGAGGAUUAGAACCAGGACAGGCAGACACCUCCCCUUUGCUCUACCAGGCCUCCCUCUUCUCCCAAUUUGAUGCUUAUAAAUAGGAGAGAGAAAGCGAGUUAUAGAGAGAGAAAGGAGUAGUUUUGAGGGUUUUCAAGCUGCUAUUGGCUUUGCAGCCAGAUCUGAGAAUCUCUCAUGGCAGGCAGAAAAUUUCCUUUUGCCUGAUUAAGGAAGUGAAUGGGAGAUGGACGAAGGUCAGAGAGAAAAUGGGCGACACAAACCAGAUCAAUACAAGGCCAUGCUUGGCCACAGCCAGUGGAACGCUCCCCAACAGUCCAUGAAGGACCACCCGGCCUUUAAGCUGAUGGCCCUGAUGGCGGAGCGUGACGCCGCCAUCCAGGAGCGCAAUGCGGCCCUAUCUGACAAGCGGGCGGCCCUCGCCGAGCGUGACCUUGCCAUCAGCCAGCGUGAUGCCGCCUAUGCCGAGCGCAACACCGCCCUCCAAGAGCGUGAUGCCGCCAUCGCUGCCCUGGAAUAUGCUCGCGAUUAUGGUAUGGGCACGGGCCAGCCGCAAGGCCCCCCUGGAGCCAUGCCUCGAGCCCCUAGGGCCCAUGUCGACCCCAACUCUUCGUACCCACCUCGUGAUAAUUCCCAACCUAACCACCACAAUGUCACCGAAGCCUACCCAAUAUCUUCCUCUGAGCCUGCUCUAAAUGUGAAGCCUAAGCGAGCAAAGAGACCGAGAAAAGAGGGUGCAAACAAGGCCCCCCACCAGGCUAAAAAGGCAGGUGGACCGAGGCAGCGUAGGUCGAAGACAAGGGGGGUCGAUGACUUGAACAAGCAACUGUCAGUGGCGAAGCAAGAGUGGAAGAGUCAGGAUUUGGGGUUGAAUCAGGUGACGUUUGAUGACUCAACAAUGCCUAUUCCAGUGUGUUCGUGCACUGGGGUUUUGCAACAGUGCUAUAAGUGGGGUAAUGGAGGGUGGCAGUCCGCUUGUUGCACUACUCAGAUUUCGAUGUACCCAUUACCUGUGAUGCCUAACAAGAGGCAUGCCCGUGUUGGGGGGAGGAAGAUGAGUGGAAGCGCGUUUACCAAGUUGCUGAGCAGGCUUGCAGCUGAGGGCCAUGACCUAUCGGUGCCUCUUGAUCUCAAGGACCAUUGGGCAAAGCAUGGGACCAAUCGCUAUAUCACCAUCAAGUGAGCUCAGGUGAGUGUGUUUCAUUCGCCUGUGCGAUGUUUGUGUAGGAGAAAGGGUAAAACAUAACCUCUUUUUUCUCUCCUGUUUAGCCUUUUGUAAUUUUACGUGGUCUUGCUCUCUCUUAGUGUCUUUUUAUUUUUCUUUAAAUCGUUGAAGCAUUUAAAUGGUCAACAUGCAUUGUAGGAGGGCUGCAUGUGGGAAUGAUUGGCCAGUGUUUGCAGCCCUCAUAGAGAGAAAGGGAUGUAGGGUUUCCAAUAGACUUUGGUUAAGAGGGCUCCAAAUGAAUUCUAGUAGCAGUGUAUGUUGUCUUCUUUCGAGCCUUUCGGGGCACACCAGUCUUGAUUGUCUUGUUUUUACCUUGUGUUGUAUCAUCUCUUGGUGGAGGCUUGAGGGUGGGCAGUGGGCAUAAGUAGGCAAGGAUCAGAUUUGAUGGAUGGGUAUUGUUCAACAUUGGAUGCAAAUAUGUUAGAGAGAGAGACAGGAGGAGAGAGAGAGAGGGGGGGGAGGAAUUGAAAAACUACAUCCACCAGCAUGUCUGUGUGAGAGAGACUGUGACUGAAUGAGAUAUGCCAUGUAUAUCCAUGUUUAUUAAUGAUAAGUGCGAUGCUGUUUUGGAA
This is a messenger RNA of Amborella trichopoda, 1809 nucleotides long. Its product is annotated as barley B recombinant-like protein D. NCBI's taxonomy places the organism in Eukaryota, Viridiplantae, Streptophyta, Magnoliopsida, Amborellales, Amborellaceae. Gene Ontology annotation, cellular component: nucleus. The record is from RefSeq and is a predicted model, not a curated record. Gene Ontology annotation, molecular function: DNA-binding transcription factor activity; sequence-specific DNA binding. Gene Ontology annotation, biological process: response to ethylene.